AUGUCGACUGCCAGUGGUGGCAGAAAGCCUAAUUCGGGAUCUUUUCUUGGAGCGCUGCGAGUGCAAGCCGAGUGCACGGCCGCGGGUGGGACGUGCCGUGUCGCGAUGGCCAAGGCUUCGUCGGCGUCGACGAGACGUCAACUCGAUGACGCGGAUUCCCUCAAGCAGGAUCCGCGGUGCCUGCGCCGACGAAGCCGCUGCUGCAGCUCUUGGCCGACGGGCAGCGUGACGCACGAGAGUCGCCGCUCCGCUACCGGUCGCCCCGGCAAGCGCGGUGCCGCGGCCCCGCUGCCCCCCUACGGCGGCAUCACUGUGACUUCAUCUGUGCCGAAAGAAAACGAGCCGACGACCCAGUGUGUUGGCGGCUGCGCCGGCGGAGACCGGGCUCCGGCGCCGCACCGCGAGAGGGGUCGGGCGACCGGCAGGCGCCGCGCGCCGGGGUCCCGAGGCGGCGGCCGCCCGGCCGCCUUCACGUCGGCCAUGGCCGCCCCUCGGCGGGCCGUGCCGGCGAGGAGCCGCUGCACGCAGACCGACCCCGUGGCGUGCAGCUGUGCCUCCUACCCUCCGGCCGUCCAGCGACCCCCGAGGCCCAGCGCGCCGCCGCUGCCCGAGGACCUGCUGCGGCUCGCGGAGCCGCCCGACGUGCGACUCGCCGUCGGUCCGCAGGCGGGGGAGGCCCGGUCCGUCCCGGUGCACGCUGCUGCGCUGAGCCAGAGCGUUGUGCUGCAAGACCUGCUCGUGCAGUGCAGUGCGACGGGGGUCGGCUGCCAUCCAGAGGCCGACGCUCGGACCAGGACGCUGCGAGUCGUCUGGGCAGACCCCGACGCCUUCGAGAGGAUGAUACCCUUCCUGUACGGACGGGACGUGCGCCUCGACGACGUGUCCUCGGCGCUGGAUGUGAUGCGCGUGGCCCACGCCUUCGCCGUUCCCGGGCUUUUCACCGUGUGCCUGCGCUACGUGGGCGACCACGUGGACAGGGAGACGGCGCUGUCAGCGCUCACGCGGCUCUGCGAGGUCUCCGGCGGCGGCCCCGCCGCGGACCUGCAGCAGAACCUGCUGAACGAGACGCGCGCCCGCUGCCUGGACGUGGUGGACCGCAACGCCGAGUGGCUGCUCGCUGACACCGCCUUCGAGUGCUUGCCCCGCACCAUCUUCGCCCUCGUGUUGGGCAGGGACUCCCUGUGGCUCAGGUCCGAAGUUUCGGCGGCAAAGGGCGCUGACCGCUGGGCAGCCGCCGAAUGCCGACGGCAGGGUGACGCUGCAGAACCCGCGCAAAAGCGGCGAGUGCUGGGCGACACUGCCUACCUGGUUCGUCACUUCCUACUCGACCGCGACCAGUUCCGACGCGCGGCUCCGUCACUGCUGGAUGACAUCGAGGCAGCCCUCGUGCUCGAAUUCAUGGACGGCCGCAUCAGCGAGGACCGACUGACCCCUGCGCUCAGGGCCAACCUCGCGUUGAGGCAGCGCCCUUCGCUGCCGACGCUGCCUCCGUCCUCGCCUCCAGCGGCAGAGAGAGGCAGCGCUCUGGCCACCGGACCGGUGCGAAGUCAGACGUUGGCCAGGAAUCGAAAGUCCACGUCGGCCAAGGUGCGCAAGUGCGCCGCGGACGUCUUCUGGACGGUCGUGUCUAUUCUAGACUGAUGGGGGGGUCCUACGUGUAUCCCUUCGUGUGCAUAUCGUUGUUGUCGUUGCUCUGUGUGCGCGGAAGACACCUGCUGGGCAGGAACUUGGACCUCGGUGCUUCUUGCUUUGUGCCAGGAAUUACUAGCUUUUAUUUUGCUGACUGGGUGUCCGUACCCGAUUGCUGUCCUAGUGCCCGGCUACUGUAUUGUGACGCUGAAGUUUCGAACUCUGAUGAGUGCAAAGACACUUUCUAUAAUUUGUGACAGUGCAUAAAUUGUGACAGGCUACACUAGACGUCCAGAUAAGCUACUCUACAGCUUGGUCAAUACGCUGAUGGUCGUCGAAAAGGGUGUGGCUUAUGCCAAGAGCAACAGCUACAACGACUAUACUGGGAUAAAGAUUAGAGUGGCCAAUGCCUAAGUAAGUUUUCUACUUGGCUUCGCUCAGUCUCAAUUUAGCGUUAUCGCCCUUCAUUAUUGGUUUGGCAACACCACAGAAGGAUGGCUAGUGCGGUUUGUUGUGCUUACCGAUGAGCAGUCCGUGUGGUCUGACAGCAGUUACGGAGGUGGGAUUUAAUAGAAGCAUCAGCUCAGAUAGCCGAGUCAGCAUUCUCUAACUUUCUACUCCGUUCAGGCAGAAAUAAAAUUGUGCGAUGUCUGUUGACGUUUCGGACAGAAAGAGACUAUGAGUAAAUAAUGCUAUAAACCAAAGUCUGUGAAUCGUUGCCACGUCAGGCAGAACUCUGGUGUGUGUACCCGUUUCACUUUAUUACUACGAGGGUACAAUUCAAAGAAUACACAAAAAACUUCAAGCUGUGUUUAUUGGCAGACCUAGUAUAUGCAUUAAUUCAUCUAUGGGCAACACAGUACACUUAUCUUCUCAUGCUAACUCGAUCACGCCUCAAAAAAAGUAUUUUUGGUGAUUAGUGUUGUGAACCAUUGACCCCGUGAGUACCUUGUGCUGUACAUAUGUUGUACUUGCAUUACGAAAAAUCAAGCCCCCGCUGCUGCCAAUUCAUUUCGUAUGAUGUUCUGUUGACUUCCACCUGUCAAUCUUAUACAUCUACGCUCGCCUUAACUGUGAAAGUGCCUUUCAGUUAUGCGUAAGACACCGGUGUCGUAUAUAGCUUGCGAGCAUGGACGUGUACAUCUUCCAGCUCUGAGCGGCGUUGUGUAGCUUCUCUUGCGGCCUGGUGGAGUGUGCAUAGAUUGUCCUUGGCUCAUGAAGAAUGGGACACUUAUGGCUCCCUUUAUUUCAGAGAAUUUGACAUAUUUGAUAAAUGCGCACAUAAUCAAGGAACUAAAGCAAAUUUCGAAUCACUACAUCCGCUUCAAGUAAAAGUCGUUGUUUGCAAGUUUUGAAAGCACUUCAGCUUCGCCUUCCUUCAGUUUCCCACUUGCAUGGGUGCUGUCAUGAUCGACAAGGUAACCUUUCGAAGCAAACUCAGACAUGCUAGAUUAUUCUAUGCCAUGGUUCUAUUUUUCUCGUUUACUACUCCACUCGGUGUUCAAAGCAUUUAUUGUUUCGGAUUUAAUCACUGCCUUUCACGCAUCUUGAACUAUGCUGCACGGUGUGGAGGAUAUGGGUGUAUAUUUUUCACACCAACGUUAAGAAUUUCAGCAAGAGCCUUGUGUUAGCUGUGACGAUGAAGGAAGGAAAAAAAAGCUAUUCAGGAGAUGCCUGUAUAAUGCUGCAUGCUAGAUUUUUAAACACAUGAUGGACUGGCGUCGUCAGUGACGGUAUUGCGGUUGCUAUCACUGGGCUCAUCAGCGCAAGAGGGCCAUGCAUGAGCAGUACUCCGCGAGUCAUCACAUAUGACUGAUACUCGGAUCGCGCGGCCGCCGGCGCUUUCCGUGGCACCGGUAGGCGUUGGGGACCUAAUGCACUGUAGUAUCCAAUGAAAGCGAGGGCCCUUGUGACGCAUUGUGACAUCGUUUGCCGCCCGACGAUCACUCAGUGCUUUCUGGUGACGCAAAAAUUGCCGACCGCCAAGUGGUCCGAUUAUAGCGUUUGAAUCGCUAAGCACUGUACACUUUUGCUUGCGCUACUGACGUGGAAUAGUGAAAUGAAAUGCAGACGAUGUGAAAAAUGUGGACAGGAAAUGUUACACCCACAGAGGAGGAGCAACCCGGUCAGCGUAGCAGCCCACCAAAACUCGGCAUUACAAAACGUGAUGUCGGUUAAUUCAUCCAGCGUGCAUCCUCCGUGGUCGCAGCAUUUUUUCUUGUGAUGAUGGAAAGUACUUAGCCUGGAACAGCCAUUGGCACAUUGCACUGUCUUCGAGGUCAUGCGUUUGUCCUCUUAUGUGCCAUGUUUAUUUUUAUACCUUCAUCCAUCGUGUGGAAAAUUGGGCUAUAUGCUGUACUAGAAUUAGGCAGUGUGUCGUCAGCGGCCCUUUUUGCGAUGACAGCCCGAGGCGCUGUAGCACAUUCGUCUACUGCUGCGUCAUCUGUCGCUGCAGCCUGUAGACGCUGGCAGCCUGUUCUACCUCGGAGGCACAUUCAAGGCUUUUUUUUUGUUUUACCUUCUUUUAAUAGCCUCACCACAACAUUUCUUUUUCCAGUCGCUGGCAACGCAAGGCCUUCGGGAGCAGCAGUUGCAGUUGUCGGUGCCGUUUUUCCUGCUUACGCUCGCGUACGUUUAUAAUCGUAUGGCAGGCACAUUGUUGUCUAAAGUAACUUUUGUUUGUUUUUUUAUGCAUCAUGUUUCCUUUGGAACAAUUACUGCAAACCCGAACUUUUCUUUAAAUCGGAUUCUAGGGUUUUAUGGGCCAAAACUACCAUUUGAUUAUGAGGCGCACGCCGUAGUAGGGUACUCCGGAUUAUUUUGGACCACCUGGUGGUCUUCAACGGGCCCUCAACGCACGGGACACGGGCGCUCUUGCAUUUCGCUUCCAUCGAAAUGCGGCCGCCGCGGCCGGGAUUUGAUACCGCAAUAUCAUGUUUAGCAACCCAACACCAUAGCCGCUUAGCCACCACGGCGGGUAGCCGGGCUUUUUUCAAACGCGUACUUUCAGCUGUUCCUGCACAUCAGGACAAGAGCACAGCACAAUAAUACCCGAGCAUUAUUUUUUAUUCGGCGAGACCUGGUGACCAGUUUCCUAGCUGAUUCAUCUGAAAUAAUACUCGAGCAGCUUACCUGGUACAACGUCGGCUUUCCUUCUGGUCGAUCUCCUUCUCGUGUGUUUUGGCCAAUAAUUUAAAAGCAGCUUUGAUAACAAAAGCAUGCAUUCAUACGAGCGGAACAGGCAGACGAGCGAGAGCACGUCUUCUCCUGCUGCGUCAGAACAGUGCUCAGGCGGUCGCGGGGUCCUGUGAACACCCAAGCACAGGUACAGCUUACUUGUGCUUUAACGUACCCUGUGAUCUUGUUUUAUACAUUUUAUGUGAAGUACAUUAAUUUUAUUUGUGAGUUGACAGCGUUUUAGAUUAUAAAUGAAGGUGCCUUGCACUACAACUUUAGGUUUCGCGCACUGAGUACGCCAGUUGCUCGCAGCGUUCUACUAUGUGCGUCGUUGCAGUGGUGGCCACGGUUCUUUCAUUGUUUUGCGGCGCUGACAACACAUUGUUCCAUUCUAGUAGACCAUAUUCUGACUAUUCAUUCUUGCUCUUAAAUUUUGCAGACAUUUUGAACCGCAACCUAAAAGAAAUAUAGUGGGGUGCAAAAAGAAAGGCGGUGUAUUUUUGUUGAUGAAGACAUCACCAAUCUCUCAAGCCCCGUUUUUUUUUUUUUUUAACAAUAUUUGCAGGGUCUGGACAAGAUCACAUUGUGUCUCAGAAGGCUUCAUUCGUCAUCACUAGUUUACGGCUGCUUUUAUGCUUGGACUGUUUUAAUUUCUUUACCUGGUUGAUGUGGGUUAGAAAGGAAAACAAAUUUUUAUGUGUGUAUUACACAUGUGCUUAUAGUGCUUGAAUUAUGUGACCGUCGACUAACCACGCAUGCAUUUACAGGUUGCUGCAUUGGUGGCACGUAUUGCUUAAUUUCACGGCAUGGGGCUUAAAAUGACACCUGUGUUGGCCUUGGCUAGGCUAUGUGUAGAUGCAUGAAAGCUUGUACUUAUCGUACUUUUUUUUUUUUUGAUUAAUCAGAACCUUGUUCCAAAAUGUGACUGACUGGAAUCCACUUUUGUACUUGCGCUAGUCAAUUCAGCAUGGAAUACCAACUAGCCUGGUCUCACACUGAAAUCAUGCUUGAAAAAAAAAAAAGAGAAAGAUAAUGUAUAGCCCUACGGCAUUGAUUUCUAAGUUGGCCCAGCAUAUACACAGCAUAUAUUCGACAUCGCAUUCACUGCAUAAUUACACCGAAAACAAACAAAGUUUUGAUAUCCAAGGACUCGGGACUUGAAAGGGAACUAAUGCACUACACUGUUUUCACAAAGGAUCAUUCUGUCCGGUAGAAAGUCUGCUGCAAAUUUAGGCUUAAUUUAAACGCACUUGCUACACAUGCGCAGACGACAAUGACAUGAAAUCUAGCCAUUCAUCUGCUACUUUUGGGUAACUGGCCACUCGGAGUUGUGGUUGUUUCUAUGAACUAUCUAGUAAUAUUUUUAAAGGUCUGUGUUAUCAUGCUUUGUAGCAUUUUGAGUUCUUGGAUGUCUGCUCAUGAUGGAUCUGCUUGCAAGGUGAAAGACAGGCUUCACUUUCGCAAGCUAUUUGUGUUCUAGUCAUUAUGAUGCCAAUCAAAUAGUGCCAGACUAUUAUUUCUCGUUUUGUGCGACCAAAGGAAACCUCGGGAAUGCAAUCAUAAAGCAUGUUGUGCACUCCCUGAUGUGUUACCUCAAGGAGCGUUUGUAGGUGACCCUGGGGUGUUUUGUAGUCGUAUACAACUUUUUAUUGCACUAGUACAUUUUUCAUUGUACUUUUUGUACAGUUUUCGGGGCAGCCGCUGUACCUUGUCAUUUGCUGUGUGUAGUUCUGUAAACAGAUCUGUUUGUCUGGUGCGCAGAACAUGCGUCAUUUUGACGCAGCACUUGUUCAGCGGCUACACCAAGUUAGGCUGUAUUAUAAUUCUUCUUUUUGUAGGUUCCUAUGGGCUUUGUAUAAGACUCGCAUGCACAACACCUGUGUUUGUGGUUUUUUGAACGGGAAGAUAACCGGACACUUGAAGCAUUGAGGUCUAGUCCUGAAAUGAUUGACAGCGCGAAACGGCACGAACUGCACAAGAAAGGUUCAGAUUGCGGAUGCUGAUGCAGCGCGUGUCCGUGUAUCUUUCUCGUGUAGCUCGUUCCGUUUCGCGCUGUCAGUAGUUUCAGUAUGGAAUACCAAAGUGUCCAACGUAUUGUCGUUUUGUAGAUCUAGUCGUCUAAAAUGUGCGGUGCGAGGAAACAUUCACUUUUAAAAAAUUUAUAUUAGACCAUUUACGCCCUGGUCAUGCGCGCAUAGAAACACUCGAUCGCGUUACGCAGUUACCCAUGGUGUCAAUUAAAAAAAAAAAAGCGAGAGAGACGUGUUUCAUUCUAAGCCUUCCAGAAAGUUCGGUUAGUCUGUAACAUGAUAAGUUUUACGCCCUGUUUAACAGGCUGCAGAACCAUUUAAGCAGCCUUAUUUUCGUCAGCUUUUCCGCUUUUACGAGCAAAAGAAGGCAUCAUCGGCAUGAAUAUGGACAAAAUGUUAUCGCUUCGCAACCGACGAAAACAAGCUUGCUUUCUCAGACUACAUGAACAGAGGCGAAGAAAAGCAAAAUAUGUAGGCACCAUGCCUCAGAACUUCUAGUUUCAACCGUAGUUAACAAAACGCUUAGGCCUCUCGCAUAUACGUAACAAGAUAUAUGCGACAUACCGCAACGAUGUAAGCUUUACGUUUACUGGAGGCAACUUAUUAUUGUAAAAGGGUAUGGUGUAUCAAGUCAAGGAGCAAAUUAUAAUAAAAAAGUGCGUGAGCCCCACAACUUCUCUGUCUUCUUUCAAAUGUCAUUUUUGUAAAGUACAGGUACUAUUUUAAUUGGCUCCGAGAGGUAUUAAGCUUGUGGCUUAUCAUUCAAAUCUCGUUAUUGAGUUCCACCAGGCACAUUGUUGCAGGAUCCUGCAUACGCAUGCUUGCUCUGUUCUUGUCAAAAAACGGUUGCACGUACUUACUUUUUGUUGUGUUUUUCAAGUUGUGCAGCUGAAGCCCGAGUUUACUUCCGAGAGGAGGGUGUGUGCUCGCCCGGACUUCUCUCCUUUCAUAUGCCGAGCAUUGUUAGAACUGGCUGUUUGUUGUUUAUAGUUGUACAGCUGAUUGGUUGGAAGGAGCUCGAGUAUAUGAGUGUGAAAUUUUUGGGACCUGUGUGCCAUAAGCGCCGAGCUUCCUGCCACGUUGUGUAUAUAAGUAUGGACAUGUUUUAUUUUACCUAUUUUAGCUAAAGCCCCGUGUCGUGAGCUCUUGCAGCGGCUGUGUGCUGAGUGGAAGAUGCGGAAAAGCCGUUUGAAUGAAUGAAUGAAUGAAUGAAUGAAUGAAUGAAUGAAUGAAUGAAUGAAUGAAUUAAUGAAUGAAUGAAUGAAUAAACGCGCGCGUUAUUGCGCAAAUCAA
Molecule: messenger RNA, 8129 nt
Organism: Dermacentor andersoni
Lineage: Eukaryota; Metazoa; Arthropoda; Arachnida; Ixodida; Ixodidae
Biological process (GO): neurogenesis
Cellular component (GO): cytosol
Molecular function (GO): protein binding
Source: RefSeq, a predicted model, not a curated record